Molecule: messenger RNA, 1805 nt
Organism: Lethenteron reissneri (Far Eastern brook lamprey)
Lineage: Eukaryota; Metazoa; Chordata; Hyperoartia; Petromyzontiformes; Petromyzontidae
Gene: ATPAF1
Product: ATP synthase mitochondrial F1 complex assembly factor 1
Biological process (GO): mitochondrial proton-transporting ATP synthase complex assembly
Cellular component (GO): mitochondrion
Source: RefSeq, a predicted model, not a curated record
CCGCUUCCAGGAGAAUCGAUUCCUUGACCAUGGCGGCCUCGUCUCUGUGCUGGGCGCCCGGUCGCUUGUGCCGCGUGAGGCUGCGGCCUUCGCCGUCGCCCCUCGCCCUGGGAGUCCCGUGCGGGGCCGUGCGAAGCUUCUUCCUCCCAUCAACCACAAACAGCAACAACCUCCGCGCCUCUUCCCUUCCGACAAACAACAACCAGCCCCAUGACUCCGCUUCGUCGAUAGAGGGGAACCCCUUCUACGGGAAGUACGCCGCUAGGAUUGAGGCGCUGCGGAGAAAUCGCCCGGAUGAUUUCAAUGCUCGACUACAGAGGCUGGAGCAGAUGCGGGAGGCCAAAGAAGAGGCGCCAAAACAAGAGGGGACAACACAGAGGGGAGAGAAGUCGAAUGAAUUCAGCAGAGAGAGCAAAGCGCACAGCGGAAAGGGUCUGGACUCCAUCAUAAAAAUCGAACUCAUCCAAGAUAAAACGCCUCAUGAAAUUGAGGAGAUCUGGACUCUCUACUUCAGCAACAAAAAUGUCAUCUCCGCUGUGAUCCCGGGGGACACGUACGACCUCAUGUCCUCACGCGGGAAGGAGUGUCCCACGUUUGUCUACGCUGUCCCCCGUGAACAUGGACACGAAAUGUUCAUGGGGCAGUGGGCGAGCAACUCAAUCCACUUCACCUCCCUCAUUAACUUCCAGACCCGAGGGGACUUGGCCGAGAGCCAGCUCGUGAUCCAGCACUACACAGAGCUCCGGGAGAGCAAGGGACUCGUUCUCAUGGUGUCGGAGACCUUGGGAGAGACAUUGUCCUCUCUGGAGGCAAGGUGUCUGGCAUCACAAGUGCAGAUAUUCUAUGCCGACCCGGGCCCAGAGUCAAAGUUCAGCCUCGUGCGUCGCCUAAAUCAGAACCCCUCUGACUUCGAUCACAUGACCCUCCUAGCUGCACUCAGGCAGCAAGGCAUUCUGGGUAUCGGUGGGCAGAUGGGUGGUGCGGUGCCGGCCAAUCACGAGUGAGAGCCAGCAAAGUGCUUUCAGCCAAUAAUAUUUAAGAAGAGGAUGGUUUGUGUGUGCGCAUGUGCGUGCGUGUAUGUUAAUAACGUGUAUGUGGGUGUUGACCACCGAAAAAACCUAAGAGUAUGUGGGUGGGGUUGUGUCUGUGAGUGCAUGUGUGGAGAAAAGUGGUGUAGCGGUUAGCGUAUUGCGGCUACGAACCCUGCGACCCGAGUUCCAUUCCCGCUCAAUAUCUGAACCAAUCCUGGACCUCCCCGAGGUUGACUAAACCUUAAAUGACUACCUGGUGCCACAUAUAAGCAUCAGCACUGGGGAGGCAAAGGCGGUUUGGCAUGGUGUUGACCACACCAUCCCCUCGUACGCUGUCCCGGCCAUAAUCAGUGCACGCUAACAGCACUUGCCCCAACCGCCUAUACGGCUACAAGGGGCGUAUUUUGUUUAUUACAAUGGCUCACACAUUGGGCUAUGAACCCAGUAAUGGGGUUUGAUUCCCUGCCGUGGAGGCCAUUGGUGGCAAGCGAUAUCUGCACCUGGACUAGGCAGCCCUGUAUGUUGGCUUAGCCCUCAGCGAAUGUCUGGUAUGGUGUGUGAAUAUCCCCACCCCCUCAUAAAUAGGUGCUCGCAAUAACGCUUGCAGGUUAUGCACCCAGACGCUGUGAUCUGUGCGUGGGAGUUUGUACUGUGAACAGUUUGUACACAUGUGUUUGAAUGUAUGAAGUUACGUUGUUCAAUCUGGAACCGAGACAAUAUUUAAAUAAAGCUGCUUUUGUGUCCAGCAAAGAAAGAGUUGAUAUAAUUAUUUAA